AUGGCGCUCAAAACUCACCCAGCCCAAGCUGACACUGUGAGGGAUCCCUUGAUGGCUCUCAACCUCCUCAGUAAUCACCCCAAGAAAAGACUCCAAGACACGCAAGCACCACAGCAGCCUGCAUAUCUAGGCAUACACAAACUGCAGCGGCACUCCCAGGACACGAGCGCAAGGCCUAAUCCGGUUGAGCACAACUCACCAACACUCCUGAAGCCUGCGCCAAUGACCUGCACCUGGAGGACACCCAGUGACAUCAUCCCCAUGCCCCAACUCCACUAUGAGGCAGGACAUUACAUGGCAAGACAGGUACUGUGCCCAUACUCACCCAACAACCAGGAGACACGAUGA
Molecule: messenger RNA, 348 nt
Organism: Pelobates cultripes (western spadefoot toad)
Lineage: Eukaryota; Metazoa; Chordata; Amphibia; Anura; Pelobatidae
Source: the annotation of a GenBank genome assembly